CUAACAAUCACCUAAACCCGGACAGACGCAAACCAAAUGGCCAAGAAGAAGUCUGUAAACGCUCCCAUUUCAAUUCGUCCCGCCUCUGGAAAGAGAAUUACCUUCGACGAGGACAACGAUGCUUCUUUCGAAUUUGGAAAUGAGGGUGAAUCCUCUGGCAGUAGCACUAAAAACGUCAAGCAAGACCACGAGGAUGAGAACGGGGAGGACAGCGAUGAUGAAGCCCCUGAAGCGGUUGGUAUAAAUGUUGCCCACGAAGCUGAGAGAGCUGCCGCGCAGCGGGAAGCAACUGAAAGAGAGGCGAAGUCGAAAGCUGCCCGCGCUCGAGCGCAAGCUAUCGCCAAUGUUAAGCAAGGAAAGAGAAUGGCUCAAGAUCAAGCACAAGUUAAGAAUAACGGGAAGGGCAAGGCCGUGGUAUCCAAGCCGGAGAAGAAGGGAAAGCAACAAGCUGAGAGUGAAGACGAGAGUGAGGAUGAAGAUGAGGAUGAGGAGACACGAAGACUGAGAAAGAGAAUGGAGGCUGCUAUGGCCCAAGCCUCUGACGAGGAGUCCGAUCUCGAUGACGAUGACAACGACGAAGAACAAGACGACAACAGUGACAUCUCCUCUGGCUCAGAGGAAGAGCUUGGCGAUCAACAAUCUUUCCAUACCGACUCUGAUGCUGUUCAUUUCUCUGAUGAAGGAGGGCUAGAAGGUUAUCAGGACGAUGGUGACGAAUCAGAUGACUCUGAGAAACUCGAAGACCUCCCAAUGGAUAGUAAGAGCAAAACAAUGUGGGCUCAGAUGCAAGCUAUGAUGGAAGCUACGGAGAAGCGAGCAGGCGUUACCUCCGAUGGGGUUGACAGUGGAAAGACAGAAAAAAGGGCCAAGACGCAGGAGGAAAAGUCCGAGGAAAGGAAGCGAAAGGCAAAGGAACAGUCCGAAAACGAAGAUAAGGAAAAAAGCGAUGAGGAGGAAGAGAACGAUGACGAGGCCCAGUGGGAUUUGGCGCCUGGUGUCAAACCUUUACCAAAGUCUGUUCUCCAGGCAGCUGUCAAGGCAGAAGAGGAGAAGAAGGCUAGAGAAGCCGAGAAGAAGGCGAGCCAAAAAGUUGAACAGGGUGCGGAGCAAAGUAGGAGAAAGAAGAGAAAGAUUGCCAAGGUUGAGACUAGUCGAAAGGUGUCUGACAAGACUACCCUCCAUCUUCUUCCACAAACACUCUCCUCCGCCGGCCCUGCUGCUCUUCCACCCAUCAUUGACGCCAGAUCUAGGCCGGGCGGUACUGCCCCUGCGGGGAAGGCGACUGUAAACAAGUUCUACAAGCGCGCCAUGAAGAACAGCGGGGUCGUCCCUGGAAGAAGUCCUUUAGAUGGAAGGAGAAGAGCUGUUAGCCAUGCUUUGCGAUAGGUUUUUUAGCGGUGGAUGGGGAAUUUUAUUUAUUUUUUAGUUUUUUUUUUUUUUCGUUGAGGAUGAUUAUGUGCUGUAGUAUGAGCUUAUAUGACUUGCUUUGUAUGCAUAUAUUCCU
Cryptococcus deneoformans JEC21 is the source of this 1504-nucleotide messenger RNA. RefSeq lists its product as hypothetical. The transcript is spliced from 3 exons. NCBI's taxonomy places the organism in Eukaryota, Fungi, Basidiomycota, Tremellomycetes, Tremellales, Cryptococcaceae. The coding region runs from base 37 to 1386 and encodes 449 amino acids. The record is from RefSeq and is a predicted model, not a curated record.